Meriones unguiculatus (Mongolian gerbil) is the source of this 6373-nucleotide messenger RNA. RefSeq names its product POU class 2 homeobox 1 (gene Pou2f1). Gene Ontology annotation, molecular function: DNA-binding transcription factor activity, RNA polymerase II-specific; RNA polymerase II cis-regulatory region sequence-specific DNA binding. Gene Ontology annotation, biological process: regulation of transcription by RNA polymerase II. The record is from RefSeq and is a predicted model, not a curated record. Lineage: Eukaryota; Metazoa; Chordata; Mammalia; Rodentia; Muridae. Bases 288 to 2561 code for a protein of 757 amino acids. The transcript is spliced from 21 exons. Gene Ontology annotation, cellular component: nucleus.
GGUUUAUCGACCGGGCGAUUUUGGUUAAAAUAUUCAAAAUGGCGGACGGAGGAGCAGCGAGUCAAGAUGAGAGUUCAGCCGCGGCGGCAGCAGCAGCAGAAUGAUUGAGUUUGAAUAUGAAGGAAGAAGAGCCUAAAUAGGAGAGAUGUUCUGGGGCUGUCCUUCUCCACAAAAGACUGGAAAAGUAAGAAGAUCUUUCCUGCCUUUUUAAUUACCAAACUACUCUCAGUUUUCAUUGAAUCAGUUCAAAGAAAGAAUGCAGUCUUUCUAUACCUGAUUUUGCAGCAAUGCUGGACUGCAGUGACUGUGUUCUAGACUCAAGAAUGAACAAUCCGUCAGAAGCCAAUAAGUCAUCAAUGGAGAGUGGAGAUGCCAGCACAGGCACACAGACCAAUGGCCUGGACUUUCAGAAACAGCCCGUGCCUGUUGGAGGAGCAAUCUCAACAGCCCAGGCCCAGGCUUUCCUUGGACAUCUUCACCAGGUCCAGCUUGCUGGGACAAGUUUACAGGCUGCUGCUCAGUCUUUAAAUGUACAGUCUAAAUCUAGUGAAGAGUCCGGGGAUUCGCAGCAGUCAAGCCAGCCUUCCCAGCAGCCUUCAGUGCAGUCAGCCAUUCCUCAGACCCAGUUAAUGCUGGCUGGGGGACAGAUUACUGGGCUCACUUUGACACCAGCCCAGCAACAGUUAUUACUACAGCAGGCACAAGCCCAGGCCCAACUCCUGGCUGCUGCAGUACAACAGCACUCUGCCAGCCAACAGCACAGUGCUGCUGGGGCCACCAUCUCAGCUUCUGCUGCCGCGCCCAUGACACAGAUCCCCCUGUCUCAGCCCAUACAGAUUGCACAGGACCUUCAACAGUUGCAACAGCUUCAGCAGCAAAAUCUCAACUUGCAACAGUUUGUGUUGGUGCACCCAACCACCAACUUGCAACCAGCACAGUUUAUCAUCUCACAGACUCCCCAGGGCCAGCAGGGUCUCCUGCAAGCGCAGAAUCUUUUAACUCAACUACCUCAGCAAAGCCAAGCCAACCUCCUGCAGCCGCAGCCAAGCAUCACCCUCACCUCCCAGCCCGCCACCCCAACUCGCACAAUAGCAGCAACCCCAAUUCAAACACUUCCACAGAGCCAGACAACACCAAAGCGAAUUGAUACUCCCAGCUUGGAGGAGCCCAGUGACCUUGAGGAGCUUGAGCAAUUUGCUAAGACCUUCAAACAAAGACGAAUCAAACUUGGAUUCACUCAGGGUGAUGUUGGGCUCGCUAUGGGGAAAUUAUAUGGAAAUGAUUUCAGCCAAACCACCAUCUCUCGCUUUGAAGCCUUGAACCUCAGCUUUAAGAACAUGUGCAAGUUAAAGCCACUUUUAGAGAAGUGGCUAAAUGAUGCAGAGAACCUCUCAUCUGAUUCUACAGCAUCUAGCCCCAGUGCCCUGAAUUCACCAGGGUUGGGGGCUGAGGGCUUGAAUCGUAGGAGGAAAAAACGCACCAGCAUAGAGACCAACAUCCGUGUGGCCUUAGAGAAGAGUUUCAUGGAGAAUCAAAAGCCUACCUCGGAAGAUAUCACCUUGAUUGCUGAACAGCUCAAUAUGGAAAAGGAGGUGAUUCGUGUUUGGUUUUGUAACCGCCGCCAGAAGGAAAAAAGAAUCAACCCACCAAGCAGUGGUGGGACCAGCAGCUCACCUAUCAAAGCAAUUUUCCCCAGCCCAACCUCACUGGUGGCAACCACUCCAAGCCUUGUGACAAGCAGUACAGCGACUACCCUCACAGUCAACCCUGUCCUUCCCUUAACCAGUGCUGCAGUAACUAAUCUCUCUCUUACAGGCACUACAGACAGCACGUCCAACAACACAACCACCGUGAUUUCCACAGCACCCCCUGCUUCCUCAGCAGUCACAUCCCCGUCUUUGAGUCCCUCUCCUUCUGCCUCAGCCUCCACCUCUGAGGCCUCCAGUGCCAGCGAGACCACCACAACACAGACCACCUCCACGCCUCUCCCCUCCCCUCUCGGAGCCAGCCAGGUGAUGGUGACAGCAUCCGGUUUGCAAACAGCAGCUGCUGCUGCUCUUCAAGGAGCUGCACAGUUGCCAGCAAAUGCCAGUCUUGCUGCUAUGGCUGCUGCUGCAGGACUCAACCCAGGCCUGAUGGCACCCUCACAGUUUGCUGCUGGAGGCGCCUUACUCAGCCUCAACCCUGGAACUCUGGGUGGCGCUCUCAGCCCAGCCCUGAUGAGCAACAGUACACUGGCAACUAUUCAAGCUCUUGCUUCUAGUGGUUCUCUUCCAAUAACGUCACUGGAUGCAACUGGGAACCUGGUAUUUGCCAAUGCAGGAGGAGCCCCCAACAUCGUGACUGCCCCUCUGUUCCUGAACCCUCAGAACCUCUCUCUGCUCACCAGCAACCCAGUAAGCUUGGUUUCUGCCGCAGCAGCCUCCACAGGGAACUCCGCACCCACAGCCAGCCUUCAUGCCUCCUCCACCUCAGCUGAGUCCAUCCAGAACUCUCUGUUCACAGUAGCCUCUGCCAGCGGGGCUGCUGCCACCACCACCACCGCCUCCAAGGCACAGUGAGCUGGGCUGCCACAGGCCUUCGUCACUGCAGGGUGAUGGGCUACCAGCUGUCUAAGAAACUGACAAGUGUGAUUGGCUUCCUCCCACCAUGUUGUGAGAAUGAGGAAGACAUGGAGAGAAGAAAAAUACACAUACCAGAAAAAAAAAAAAAAAAACAAUAGAGACAGGACAACGUUUGCCUAAUUUUAUAAUAAAACAAUGUCUUUUCAGGAUUGCUUCAUGGAUUGGAGAACUUUCUAACCAAAAAUUUAAAAGGAAAAAAAAAAACAGAAACAAAAAAUCAAAAACAGACAGACAAAAAUAAGUAAAAGGACUACUUAUCAUUUCCAGCAGUCAUGAUGACAAGCUAAGGGUGUUUCUAGACUACAUAAAUGAGCCCAUUGAAAAGGAAGAGCUUGUGAAAAUGGAUGAAGAUGAAUGAGGGUCUGCAGGCAGACAGCUGGCUACAGUGCUAUUUCAACAAGGAAGCGUCUGUACGUGGGAGUUCCUUAUAUGAUCUCAUAAGAUAACAGUGGGCAGUCAGUGCCCGUUCAGACCCCGAAAAUUACAGGAGGAAAUGAAGUGCACUCUCGCACACUGGUAAGUGUCUGUUAGGAGCACUGUGGUAGGUUGGCUGGGGGGGAUGUGUCUUCGUUUCCAUUCCUACAGGAGUCUGCAGAAGGCACAUGCUUUCUAGGUGAAGUGAGCUAGUUAGUGCUAGCCUGGUUAGGUAAGUUGCAAACAAUGUGGGAGUGGGAGUGGCAUGUCCUCCAAGACUGUGACCAUAUUACAACAUUGGCUUUCUACAGUUUGAAUGGUAAAUGGUCUCCUCUAAGACCAGAUGGCAGGAGAAAGACUUCUUUUCAGUCCUUACCUCUGCUUCCAUGGGAAUGUGUGCAUUACUCAGUCCACAGGAGGGCUCACUGAGGGAGGUACCCUGUCCCCACAAGUGGGUCUCAACCAUUCCUCUCGUCUGUGGUAGUAGAGGCUAGGUGAGUAAGUGUGGGGUUCUCUGCCCACCACUUGUCCAGGAGCUGUUGUAUACCUCAUUUCUAACUCGUGACUGAGUGACUUGCUUUAACUUCCUCUCAGCCCUACAGAGUUGCCAAGUCUGCCCUCCCUCUUCUCAGCAACAUUAAACUCUGGCCUAUAGCAUCACUAGACCUGUCACCUAGGGUGGGACAACCCCUCUCCCCACCCCACCUCAAGCCUCUGAAUGUCUCUUUGAAGCUACUACAAACUGAGGGCAAAUUGCAAUCUUGUGUUUCUUUUCAUUGCCAGGGAUCUUCACAGGUCUCUUAACAUGCCUCCCCACCAUCUUGCCUUCAAGGACUGCCAGCUGGCCUCUCCCCAGUCUGCCCCUUAUUUCUAGCUGCUGGAUACACAUCAGCUUCUGUCCUUGCCUUUUCCAAGUGGGGUCAAGGCUGACAUUUCCCCUCUGAAGCCUUGGGUUUCUCUUCAUUGCCAGGAUUUGGUAGAAAGGACACCAAAGGUUCAUUUAAGCUGAUUGCCGCAUAUACAUUUCACUUGUUUCCUGUGUGACAUGACCAAAAAAUAAUUCCAAAUCUUUAAGUUUAUAUUAUUAAUAUUAUAAUUAUUAUUAUUAUUUGACAAUCUUAUAUCCAACGGGCUUUCUGGACGCUGCAUCUCUGGCCCUUUCAACGUUUUCUUUGAAUGUAGUUCUUAACUUGCAAUUCCCAUCCCCAAAGUUGGGGAGAAAAAAGCUUAGCCAGCCCAGGUCAUAAUACUGCUGCUAUAAGCCAGGGGAGGGUGGUUUCUUUGUUUUGUUUUGUCUUUCCAUUUCCAGCCAAAACCAAAGAUUUCUUAAUGAUUGUAUAAACUCAAAACAAACAAAAAAACCAAAGAAAAGGGAAGUCUUCGGCCUCAACCCAGUCUGUGGUGUCCUGGCACUUCGAGGCAUGCCCAAGGAUAGGUGGGGACACUUGUGGCCAGCUCAAAGGGGCAAGCAAGUUUCUUUCCAGUUGAGGGUUUUGUUCAGGUGCAUGCUUAGUAUUCUUGGCCCUUACCCGCUUGGUGAGCAGAGCAUGCAUGAGAGAAAUUGGCACAUCUGAUUUUACAAAAACCAAAAUCCCAUCACCAUCACAACUCAUGGGACCCAUGUGAUGGCAGCCAGGGUCACCCCCAGAGCUUAGCACAGAGCCUUAGAGCUGGGAGUUGCUACAGGGUGGCCACAGACUCCACAGAGUGGGGAAGCUGAAGACGCUGGCACAGGAUUGGCUGCUCUGCUGGGUGCUUUCACGUCUGGGCAGGGUCUCCACCCAGGGCCCUUCUGAGCCUUCUUUCUCUUUUCUGUUACUGGAACUGCUUGGAAGUGGCUGUCCUGUCUGUGAGGAAACAUGCAGAAUGAUUAUCAGACUUUAUCUUACGUGUAGUUUUGUUUCCUUUUGCAGCGCACUGUGCAACUAUGCAUUGUAUUUCAUAACCUUUGUGCUAGGUAGAUGCCGGUGACUUUUUAACUGGGGUGGGUGGGCUAGGGAGUCGCAAAUGAAGGAAAUUUUUACAUGGAUCUUUCUAAUCUCAGUUGAUUGGGGGAGGGGGGGUUUUGGUUCUAGGGUCAUACAAGCUCUAUCCCAAAGCAAAAUCCAAAUGUUAAUAAUACUAGCCUGAUGCAGAUACCAAAGACAAUUUCUUUCCUGCAGAACCUUAGACUUGUGUAUUAAGUACGAUUACCCAGCACUUGCAUUAGUCUAACCUCAGUAAUUCCAAAGCUUAGAUGUAUAUUUUGGUAUAUUUCCAGGAUAUUAAAAGAAAAAUGUCGUUUUAACUUCUUGUUUGUUUCAGUGUAAUGCUCUUAAAGUCAUAGCAUGAAAUAAUUGAGCUGUCUUAUUCUUGGUAGUUUGAAAUAAUAGUAUUUUUGUAUGUUUUGGGUGUGUCUGUAUGUAUUAACAUAACAGUUUUCACUGCCUAGGUGUUGAUAAUAAAAAUGAAAGAUUCUGAGUGUACAUACUAUUCAGUAACAAUCUCCAUCAGUGUCCACGUGAGCAUGGGCUCACGACUGCCCAGCUGGGGUCCGCUUUUAAAGAGACGGUGAUUGUGUUUUUCUGAAGAUGUUUAUUUCUGUCUUUAAGAAUCUUCCCCACUUCUUUUUUUCCUUCUUCUUUUUUUUUUUAAUUAAUAUUGAUUCAGGGGUGUUUUUCCACUGUUGUCAAGGGAGGAACACAAGGGGAAUUGGUACCUUGGCCUCCCAAAAUAUGUUAUUUUAUGUACUUUAAAAUGUGAGUUUGAGUUCUUCUUUGUGGAAACUUACAAUAUGAUGUACAUGAUUCUUUCCGGAAUUGUGCAGCAGCUUUGCUGAGGCAAUGGCAAUUCCUGAGUAGUUACUGGGUGUCCUCUUACAUUUCUCCUUAAGACGACUUCGCAGUCUGGGUGGCUAUUGUGGAGCCUCACUGCCCCAGAGCGUCUGUAGCCAUUUCUCCUUGGAUGGAAAUAUUUUAUCAAAAUCAGCCGAUAGCUUGGAGCACUGGCCCUUGUUAUCUGUGCCCCUGGGAAAUGUGUUUUUCUUGGUUUGGAAAACCUGAAACACAAACAGUUCAACUUGUUGGGGAUUAGCUGAUACCUCCAGAGGCCUGGGGAAAUGGUGGGGACUAUGAGCGGUGCUGUCUCUUUAAAAAGUGCCCUUUAUGUGAUUGCCCCUCCUGGGGCUGCCAGAGGCGCUGGGGCUUGGAGAGAAUGUGCGGAUGCCAGUGAAACAGAAUGAAAUGGUGGGUUUUGUGUAGAUGCAUUUGUCUGCUGUAAUUUUUAUAUAUAUUAAACUUACUGUAACUGUACAGUUCCAAUUUCUGUUGUAAAACAUUAAACCAUUUUCCAAGUGU